UCACAAACAAACCCCCACCCUUUCCCUUUAAAAGUCAAACCCUGGAAGCUCAUUUGGUCAACCAACCAACAAUGGAGAUCACCGAAUUGGUAUUCAUCCCGUCACCAGGGCUGAGCCACCUCAUCGCCACCGUGGAGAUGGCCACGCUCCUCCUCGAACGGGACCGCCCCCGCCCCCGCCUCUCCAUCACCGUCCUCAUCAUGAAGUCACCCAACAACACCGCCGUCGCCAACUACGUAGAAAAAAUCUCCAAUACGACGUGGAUUUGUCAUCCCCGCUUCAUCAAUCUUCCCGGCGAAGAAGAAUCAACCACCACCCCUUCUUCCGACACAUUUAUAUUCGAUUUCAUCGACAGCCAGUCAACCCACAUCAGAAAAAUCAUCUCCGAUAUUAUCGCCGACGAACGACAACAACCUAGUUUUUCCCUACUGGGUGGUCUGGUUCUCGACAUGUUCUGCACCAAAUUCGUCGACAUCGCCGACGAAUUCGGCAUCCCGGCGUAUGUCUUCUUCACCUCCGGCGCGUGCAGUCUCGGCUUCUUCCGCCACCUGGCGUCGCUUAAAUUCGAUCAGGGACAAGAUCUGACUCAGUACAAGGAUUCGGACAUGGAGUUGUCUGUCCCGUGUUUCUCGGUCCCGGUUCCGGCCAAGGUCUUUCCGGCUACGUUGGUCAAAGAAGGCCCCAUGGCGGAUAUUUUCUUGGAUCGCUUCAGAAGAUUGAAAGAUACCAAGGGUAUUGUGGUCAACACUUUCUACGAGCUCGAAUCCUACGCCGUUGACUUUCUCCAGUCCGGCGGAAAAAGUCAAACCCCCAGAAUUUACCCAAUCGGGCCCGUUUGGAACUUAUACAAAUACAAUAGUGUUGAUGAUGACGUCAGCAAUUGGCUGGACGAACAGCCGGAAAAGUCGGUGGUUUUCUUGUGUUUCGGGACAAUGGGAAGUUUCGACGAAUCCCAGGUUAGGGAAAUAGCGACGGCGUUAGAGAAGAGUGGGGCCCGGUUCUUGUGGUCGUUGAGAAAGCCAGGGGCAAAAGGGUCAAAGAGACAGCCUCCGACGGAGUACGAAUCUUUUGACGAAGUUCUGCCGGAGGGGUUUCUAGAGAGGACUAAGGGGAUCGGAAAGGUGAUCGGGUGGGCGGAGCAGGUGGCGGUGCUGUCGCAUCCGGCGGUGGGGGGUUUCGUUUCGCACUGCGGGUGGAAUUCGAUUUUGGAGAGCGUUUCGUUGGGUGUUCCGAUAGCUACUUUUCCGAUGUACGCCGAGCAGCAGCUGAACGCAUUCCAGCUGGUGAAGGAACUAGGGAUGGCGGAGGAGAUUAGUAUAGACUACAAGAUUGAUUUUAAGGGAGAUAGUCCGCCGGAGAUUGUUGGAGCGGCGGAGAUAGAGGCGGCGAUACGGCGGUUGAUGACGGCGGAGGAGGAGGGUGGAGGUGGGGUGAGGGGGAAAGUGAAGGAGAUGAUGUACAAGAGCAACUUGGCUUUGCGUGAAGUUGGUCCUUCUUUCAAUGCUCUCUCUCUUUUUAUUGAGGAUGUUAUUACAAAUGCUAUAGUUAGCGGUGUUCUAAUCGGUAAUGUCGGUUGAUAUAUCGGCGGCCAUAUCAGUGGCGUGUAUAAACCAUUACGAAAUUUGUGUGGCGGUUUUGAAAAUUGGGUUUUUUGAGACGAUCUAAGGCGGUAUUUGGCAGGUCAAACCGAUAUAUGCGGUCAUAAUAUAUCGGAAAAAUAUUUGUUUCUAUUUUUUUUAUUACAAGAAAAAUAAGAUUUUUAUUGUUUAUCUUUUUCAAUUUCAACUCAUUAUCUCUUUCAAUCUGGUAAGAUAAUUGAGGAAAAUUUGAUAUGUAUUCUUCUUCAUAGGAGGCACUAUUUAUGACAUAGAGAGAAAGCUAUAUAAGGAAACAACUAAUUACAAUGAAAUCAAAUCUCCUAACUUAUGUAAAGUAUAUCAAAUCAAAUCCCUAAUUAUUCUA
Erythranthe guttata (spotted monkey flower) is the source of this 1962-nucleotide messenger RNA. Its product is annotated as putative UDP-glucose flavonoid 3-O-glucosyltransferase 3. The record is from RefSeq and is a predicted model, not a curated record. Lineage: Eukaryota; Viridiplantae; Streptophyta; Magnoliopsida; Lamiales; Phrymaceae. Gene Ontology annotation, molecular function: UDP-glucosyltransferase activity.